Molecule: messenger RNA, 3879 nt
Organism: Lodderomyces theae
Lineage: Eukaryota; Fungi; Ascomycota; Pichiomycetes; Serinales; Debaryomycetaceae
Gene: MSB2
Product: Msb2p
Exons: 1
Coding region: 1-3879 (1292 amino acids)
Biological process (GO): cellular bud site selection; hyperosmotic response; fungal-type cell wall organization
Cellular component (GO): extracellular region; cell surface; site of polarized growth
Molecular function (GO): osmosensor activity
Source: RefSeq, a predicted model, not a curated record
AUGCUUGCAAAUAAUAAUUUGAAUCUUGUUUCAGCAGUAUACGUGUUGUCAUUUGUGUCAACCGUUUACGGACAGCCAAUACAUUUUCCUCAAAUUAGUGCCGUAAAGAAAAGAGCAGAUAAUCUUUUGGACAGAAUACAAGACGCUGCCAACGGAGUUUUUUAUGGGACGAAUCAAACAUCAUCAAGGGCCUCUGAGUCGGCUUCUUCGUCAUCUCCAUUCACGGAGAUUUCUAGUAGCACAGCACCAGAUAACGAGGAUUCACAAGGCUCCGCCACUUCACAAGAUGAGGGAAGAAUUAGUAACAACAGAGCAACUGAUGGAAGCAGCAACAGCAACAGCAACAGCAACAGCAACAGCAACAGCAACAGCAACAGCAACAGCAACAGCAACAGCAACAGCAACAGCAAUGGUAACAAUGGUCGUUUCAGUCCAUUCACUUUUGCUGACAGUAGCAGUACACACGAUGGUACAACAACUCCAACAACAGGUGUAACAUCGACUGCAAGCGAAGAACAAGGUACAACAACUCCUACAGCUGGGGCAACAUCAACAACAGCAGCAGUAGCAAGUGACGCACAACAAGGUACUACGACUUCUACAUCCGGAACAGCAGCAGCAAGUGACACCAAUCAAGAUACAACAAGUUCGGCUCAAAACACAUCUCCAAGAAAUCAGCCUUUUUACCCAACUACUUCCUCAACGGCACUGCAGGAGGAGAGCUCACCCACACAGCAAACUCCACAGACAUCGUCAUCCAGCAAUGGUCAAACUACAACACCCGGAAAUGACCAAACAACCUCAUCAGCAAACAGCGCUCCAUUAGUCUCCCCUUCAUCUUCUGCUUUUACCGCUGCAGAGGCUCCAAGUAGUAGCGAUGCCACAGUGAAGGCUUCUUCUUCCUCACCCACUGGAAAUUCUGGAACAUCACAAGCAGGAUCUGGAUCAACAGCUGUUCAGGAUACUUCGUCAAGCGAGCCGAGUCCUGGAACUCUGGCCGGUAAUAAUUUUGCUUUAUCACAACCAACUAGUUCUGCUGGUACUACUUCGUUAGUUGAACCCACAGAGUCAUCGCUUGAAUUAUUCCCUGCCGCAGGAUCUAGUGUCAGCACCUCAUCAUCGUCUAGUACCGUACAAGCUGCAACUACAUCAUCGUCCAAUUCUCAAGGAGUGUCGCAGGCCGGUGAUGCGAGCUCGUCGUUGGUUGCUCCCUCGUCGUCGUCAUUUUCCAGUUCAUUAGCAUCAAAUCCUGCUGCAGAAUCUUCGUUCAACGCACAAACCGCAACAAGCUCGCAGGGUGAAUCAGCUCAAGUGGCUGCUACUCAAGAAUCUACAGCUGCACCAUCAUCUGGACUGACUUAUCCAGCUUCCAGUUCAGGAGAAGGAGCACCAUCAUCUGGUCUGUCUACUACGACAUCCUUGGUAUCAGCAUCCGAUGCAACCUUUGCCCAAUCUUCAUCAUCAUACGACACUUCUUCCAGUUCAGUUGUAUCGCAAGGUAGUUUUGCUGCUCAAACUGCAUCGACUGCAUCAAGUUCAGCUUCUUCUGAAUUAACAUCACAAGUCCAAUCCAGCACAUCCUCAAUCUAUGGACUGGCUUCUUCUUCUGCCUUGGUUGAACCUUCGACGUACUCGCCAGGACCAAGUAGUGUUGGAAGUGUCGAUUCAGUGACUCCACUCUCUAGCUAUGCACCAAGUUCUCCAACUGCGUCAACACCAUCAUCAUCAUCAUCAUUAUCGUCAUUUGCAGCUCAACCACUAUCUACUCUGUCUGCUGAAACAUUGAGCACUGCUUCACCAUCCGACGCACAGGUUUCAUCAACAAAUGUCCCAUUUGGAUCACUGCAAUCUUUUGAAGCUACUUCAUCCACCUCGUUAGCAUCCACACCCGCAGAGACAUCAGUCGCCUCACCAGUGGCCACUUCCUCCACCGAGUCAUCAACGCAAGGAUCGGUUGGGUCACAAGUAGUUACAUCAGCUACAUCAGCUACAUCAGCUACAUCGGAAUCAAUCUCUUUAAUUGCUACAUCGGCUGAACCUACAUCGGAAUCAUUAGUUUCUCCAGUAUUGACUUCGACUGCAUCAUCUUCUGAUUCAAUUGUUGCACCUGUGGUAUCAUCGGAGGUGCCUACCACAGAAGCCACAUCUACUGGGGUCACUUCCUCCGCUGAACUUUCAUCAAGCCAGUCACUUGUUUCACCGGUUAUUACAUCCGCUGAACUCUCGACGGGGUCUCUUGCAUCGCUGGUAGGUGAAUCUUCUGUGCCAUCGAUUUCAUCGCUGACUGCCUCACCAGAACCACUUUUGCAAUCGCAAGUCACAUCAUCCUCAGCGCCAUUAGAGACAGAACCAUCUUCCACAACUUCAUUGGUUUCACCUAUUGAGUCAGGUUACAUUUCAACUCCUGCCGAGCUGGUUACAUCUUCACAGGUUUUAGGAUCUCAGGCUAGUAGUUUGCCUGAUACAUCGAUUGGAGUAACUAGUAGUGGCAUUGAACAAACUGCACCACUUACUGAAUCCUCAGCAACCGAAUUGGUAUCGCCUUCAGUGCAGGUUGACUCAUCUGCCACUUCAGCGACAGCUAGCGUGGCAACGGGGCCAGGUGUUGAAUCAGCGUCAGAAACUGUACCGCCUGCCAGCAGUAAUCUUGCUAGUCAGUCAAAUGAAGUCGGCUCUGAAAUUCUUGCUACGUCAUCACCUCAAACCUCAUCCGGAUCAGAAGUGUCAGAGGUUCCUGCAGCCUCUUCAGCAGCUGCUUCUGCCUCGUCUCAAAUAACAUCAGCACCAGUUUCUUCACCAGCAUCUGUGCCGGCUUCUGCACCAGCAUCUUCUGCUGCUUCCGUAGCUCCAGCUGAAUCUGCAAGCGCAAGUACUACCAACAACUGGCUACCAUCAUCAUUGAUUGUUGCACUGAGCUCAAGUGAUGACACAACGGAAACUGAUAGUAGUCGUACUAAGCCAACCAGUACUUCUUCGCUAAGUUCUGGAUUACCAAAAGCCAUUGCACCUGCAUUAGCCAACACCCCAAGUGAGAACUAUGGUAUCGUUACAAUUGGUUUCAAAUCUGCGUUGAACUACCCUUUUGUUGUUAACAAUACAAUCACGUCAGCUCAAAUAUUCGAGUACUUACCAGGUGUUUUGACUUUCCCAUUUGAUGACGACAAAAAAUUCAACGAAACCAUUGUUAAGGAAUUGAUUCCUUACCAGGCUGCCAAUAUUGACUACACAAUCACUGUUGCAGAAGUUUACUUCCCAACAACCACAAUCAACAAAUUGAAGCAAUUAAUCAACGACGGAGACUCUGCAUUAUACAACAAUCCAAGCGGAGUCGAGCAGACGUUGGCCUCGUUGAUUGAUCCUAGAAUACCCUUGACCGGGUUGGUAGACACUAGUGAUCUGGGUUCAGACUCAUCAUCCAGUGAAAAUGGACAAACUAACAAGUAUGGAUCAAUGGAUGCAGAUUACAAUGGACAAAGGGUCACCAACAAGGGAAAAAUUGCAGGUAUCACUGUUGGAGCUGCUGCCGGUUGUGGUUUGUACAUGUCGCUCAUGAUUCUUUUGUUUAGAAGAUUCAGGAAGAACAUCAAAAACAUUGAAUUACCACCAACUGACACUGAAUCUGAAUACACAAUGUCUAGUGAGGGUUCAUCAAUGACGGGGGGUUUCAGCAGCACUGCUGAGUCUAGAGCGAAUACAUCUGCAUCUCCGUUUGAUUUCAAUUAUGGAAAUCUAAAUAUACCGCUGCCGGACUAUCCAGCACCACAAUUCCAGGUCGAUGAUGAGGUCAGUGCUUAUCAUCCACAAUAUCCUACUUACCAACCCCAAUACCCACCACAAGUGCAACAUAUGGAUAGCAGGAACAAUUUCGUAUGGCCUUAA